This is a messenger RNA of Xiphophorus maculatus (southern platyfish), 2146 nucleotides long. Its product is annotated as phospholipid scramblase family member 5-like. NCBI's taxonomy places the organism in Eukaryota, Metazoa, Chordata, Actinopteri, Cyprinodontiformes, Poeciliidae. Gene Ontology annotation, cellular component: plasma membrane. Gene Ontology annotation, biological process: plasma membrane phospholipid scrambling. Bases 85 to 999 code for a protein of 304 amino acids. The record is from RefSeq and is a predicted model, not a curated record. The transcript is spliced from 8 exons. Gene Ontology annotation, molecular function: phospholipid scramblase activity.
CUGAAAUUUAAAGUUUGCCUGGUUGCUUCCAACUCAUAGUUAGCUGACCAGAUGCAUGAAGGGUGACCAACAUCGGUGCACAUCAUGUCAGCAGUGACCUGUCAGCCUCCUCCUUUUGGUCCACUUGAGCGAGAGAAGCACAUCCAGGACAUCUUCAGGGCUUUCAAGAAUCGAUGCGGGCCUUCCUGUGAGUGCCAGACUCAAGUGGAAGACGCCAAGUCCCACCAAGUGCCUCCUGACUUGGAAUCUGAAAAACACAGUUCAGAUCUCAGGCCUCAUGGUGGGAUACAGGACAUGUGCAUGCAGCCACCAGCACCGAAGACGCCCGAGGAGGUGGAGCAGGACCUUAACCAUGAAGCAGGACUACAGUUUUUGUCCGUGUUAGAGACAGUCAGGCAGAUACAUGUCACUGCAAGACCCGACUUGCGGGGUCCACAGUGUGUUUCCAGAAAGAUUUACAGCAUCACCACCGGAAGUAGCAAGUCACAGAUGUUUGUGGCUGUGGAGGAGAGCUCUUGUAUUUGCCUCAAUUUCUGUGGCCCGGCUCGGGCCUGCUCCCUGCAGGGGUUCGACUAUCAGGGGCAGCAGGUCUUUUACUUUGAAAGGCCCCUCAGGGUGGAUGCCUGCUGCUUGGGCUGCUGCCUGAUGGAGAUGAGGGCAUAUUCACCUAAGAAGCAUCUCAUUGGCACUGUAUGCCAGAGGUGGAGCAUGUUUACCCCUCUCCUGGAGGUCUGCGGCCCGCAAGGAGCCUGCAGAAUCCAAAUUCAGGGCCCCUGCUGUCCCUUCCGCUGCUUCUCUAACCAACAAUUUCAGAUUGUUUCCAACAUUGGAGAGCAAAUAGGUACAAUAUGGAAGAAGUGGCCCGGCUUCAGCAAUGAAUGUAACAUGGAUCAUGAAUAUUUUGGCUUGGAGGUGCAGCAGAGCUUGGAGCCACAUACUAAACUCCUGCUUCUGGCAGCUACUUUCUUACUGAACCACAUGUUCUUUGAAAUGAGCUGAAAACCCCCCAAAAUAAGAAAAGGACACCCUACGUACAAGUCACCAGCUAUUUGGACAGCCAAGCUCCUCUGAUGGCAAAGAUGAACAAAGGCAGGAAGAAACAUUGGAUUCUUCCUCUACAGCUACUUUUCUGUUCCAGCUUUCAACAGCGCAGAAAAAAACCUGAGCCAGCCUUAGCAGCAGAUGCAUAUUUAACUUUUAUUGCUAGAAUCCAUCAGGUGCACAUCUCCAACAAUAUUUCUCUUCCAUCAUUUGCCACAACAUAUUGGGCAGAAUUAGACUUCCUCACAAACUGAAAAAGAAAAAGAAAAAAAGAAGAAUUGUCCAGGAUUAAAUCUAUAACAAACCCUGGGUAAAGUUUUAUGUAAUUUGUUGAUAAAACUGUAAAAGGUGAUAAAUAUUGGAUUCAGGAGGCUUUCGCUGUGGACAUUUAAGUAAAAUCCUUUCUAUGAACCAGUUGAAGACGUCGUAUAUCUUGAACUGAUGGGACAGCUCUCAGCUCGAAUGCCAGGCACUGUGAUUUAGGCAGCUAGUAGUGAACCUUAAAAAAAGCUCUGAUACAACGGUCUGCUCACCACAGGACGGCCCGUCUCAGUCCAGAGUAAAAGGUCCAUGUCAGAGAGAGUGAAAUGAUAGAUUCAGAAAGUAUACACAAAUAUAUUGUACACAAAAAUGAUGUGAUGGUGUUCAGAAUGACAGGAAUGGCAUUUAAAAUACAUCACUGUAAUAAAACAUUGUCCACCUGUUGGCCUGUUUUGAGUCCCACUAAAACUCCUCAGCAGACUUGUGUCAACAGCUUCUGUUCAACAAUAAAUGACAUUCAUUUCUACAUCAAACAAGUUUUGUUGUAUUUUGUCCAGCACACUUUGGCAGCAAACAGACAGAUAAGCAGACGCCAGUCACACAGCCUCCCUCUGCUGGCAAGUUAACAUGUUAAAACUUGUAAACAAGAAUAAUGAAGGCUUCGUUCGUCUCCGGUUGACUGAUUAUUUCUCUUCGCUUUGCCGAUCGCUGGCAUGUCUUUCCUUUCAAACAUCAAAACUGGACAAAAACAGGGAAUGGUCUUCAGGCCCUCUGUUCCUGUGGAUAUUUCCUCUGUCCUCAUGUUGCACAGUGCCGAUCCACGCAGAGGUAUCCAGCCCUGGAC